Molecule: messenger RNA, 2109 nt
Organism: Cavia porcellus (domestic guinea pig)
Lineage: Eukaryota; Metazoa; Chordata; Mammalia; Rodentia; Caviidae
Gene: Plcxd1
Product: phosphatidylinositol specific phospholipase C X domain containing 1
Exons: 5
Coding region: 634-1848 (404 amino acids)
Biological process (GO): lipid metabolic process
Molecular function (GO): phosphoric diester hydrolase activity
Source: RefSeq, a predicted model, not a curated record
GAUGCCGCGGCGGCCCAGCCUUGAAUGCGCCUCUCUCUGGAGUUUCAUUGUUUGCUUGUUGGUUGGCCUGGAACUUCUGGAGACCCUCCUGCCGCAGCCUCCCGAGGCCUGGGAUGACAGGCGUGCUCCUCCACGCCCGGCUCAGCCUCUCGGUUUUAUUUUUUAAAAUAUUUUUGUCUUUCUGAGAGGGUCUCACUAUGCAGCCCAGGCUGGUCUUGAACUCAGAACGAUCCUCUUUCCAAGUCUCCCCAGUUCCGGACGGCCCUUUUGUCAGUCCAGGCUCAGUCAGAUAGAAGCCGGGGGAGAGAAGCCGGGGCGCCUUUAUUCCCCAAGGAGGAGGCGCUGGGGCCGUGGCAGGGUCGGGCAGGGCCUGUUAGGUUUGAGUUUCCACGCGGACUUCCCCUGCAGGAACCGCCAACAUGGUAGACAGACAUGCCAGAAUGUGGGGUCUUGGCGGGAGGAAGAGAGGUUGGUUAUUCAUUCAGCUACCUCCCACUGAGGGUGUAGGGACAGAUGAACAGGAAUAAGGCAAAGAGGUUCAUCGAUGCAUGCACCACGUGCGGACUCACGGGACGACUGCAAGAGAGUUAGAAUUUGGGUCGUCUGAAGUCUUGGAAGUCGGAGAGUCAAUCAAUGAACCUUCAGGAACACAGUUCUGCUCAUGACUGUCCUUCGCCCAGGAACUCCUCGAUCCCACCGCGUCCCCUUCCGGCCGCGGUGACCAGCGCGUUAACGCGGGGCCCUCGGUGUCUGCCCAGGUUCCAGCAGCUGCAUCGAAAUCUCCAUGGCCAGACAGCGCAGCGCCCCGGGCAUCUUCGGGACCCAGCCGGGCUCCGGGGCCCACGCGGACUGGAUGUCGGAGCUGUGCCCGCGGCUGUGGGACGUCCCGCUGCACCACCUGGCCAUCCCCGGCAGCCACGACACCAUGAGCUACAGCCUGAGCCGGGAGUCACCCGUGUCCCCCACGCAGCCCAAAGUGCUGCGCGUCCUCAGCAAGGCGCUGCCCUGCGUCACGCGGCCCGUGGUGCUGCGGUGGGCGGCCACGCAGACGCUGGACGUGGCUGGGCAGCUGGACGCGGGCGCGCGCUUCUUGGACCUGUGCGUGGCGCACACGCCGGGCGGCGGGGAGCGGAGCCUGCGCUUCGAGCACACGGUGUACUCGGCCGCGCUGGUGGAGGACGCACUCACGGACGUCUGCGAGUGGCUGGAGCUGCACCCACGCGAGGCCGUGGUCCUGGGGUGCAGGGGCUUCGAGGGGCUCAGCGCGGAGCUGCACGACUACCUGGUCGCCUGCGUGGGCAACAUCUUCGGGGCGCGGCUGUGCCCCCGCGGGGUAGGGUGGGGUCGGUGGGGACAGGGGUUCACAUGGGACAGGGGUGUGGGGGGGACCCCUGGGUCCGUCCGGCUGAGCCCCGCGCCCCGCAGGAGAUCCCCACGCUGCGGCAGCUGUGGGCGCGCGGCCAGCAGGUCCUGGUGUCCUACGAGGACGAGGCGGCGGUGUCGCGGCACCCGGAGCUGUGGCCCGGCCUCCCCCGCUGGACGGGCGCCGAGGUGAAGGGGGAGGAGCUGGGCAGCUUCCUGGACAGCAGGAGGAGCUGCGGCCGCCCAGGUGGGCUCUUCGUGGCCGGGGCGCACCUGUCCCCGUCACCCAGCUUCGCGCUGUGGCACCCGGCGGGGUCCCUGGCGACACUGACACGCGCGGCGCUGCCGGCCCUGGACGCCUGGGUCCGCCAGCAGAGGCCCGGGCCGGGGCCGUCCUGCACCAACAUCAUCGCGGGCGACUUCAUCGGCGCAGGCUCCUUCGUGACCGACGUCAUCGGCCUCAACCAGAAGCUGCUCUGGGGCUGAGGCCGGACUGCAGCGGGAGGACCACGCUGGACACGGCCCACGCGGGCGGACACGGGACGCGGCCCCAGGGAGCUCGAGCCGGCUCCACUCCCGCCCCUCGGACGAUCGCGGUCACCCGGGGCUCAUGCAGGGAGACCCUCCUGCCUCAGCCUCCCUGGUGAGCAGCCUUUAGGUGGACAGCAUGGUGCCAGCUGCUGAGAUGUUACUGGCACUUUUUAUUCCCCCCCACACCAGAAUUUAAAUAAAUAAAAGGAGCCCAAA